Molecule: messenger RNA, 2827 nt
Organism: Leptopilina heterotoma
Lineage: Eukaryota; Metazoa; Arthropoda; Insecta; Hymenoptera; Figitidae
Gene: cdc14
Product: dual specificity protein phosphatase CDC14C-like
Exons: 10
Coding region: 588-2483 (631 amino acids)
Biological process (GO): regulation of exit from mitosis; microtubule cytoskeleton organization; protein dephosphorylation
Cellular component (GO): centrosome; mitotic spindle; spindle pole
Molecular function (GO): protein tyrosine/serine/threonine phosphatase activity; protein serine/threonine phosphatase activity
Source: RefSeq, a predicted model, not a curated record
GCGGGAUUACGUUUCAAAAAAUCGUUCAAGUUCGUAACGAUUUUAACGGAAUUUUUGGCAGUGUGUGAAUAAAUUUUUUUUUCACAUUUUUGAGGCAUAAUAUUUGGAGUUUAUUAAAAUUCAGUGAGGAAUGUUUAUUAACUGAGUGAAUUCAGUUGAAAACGGAUGAGAUCAAUAUUAUUUAUGUUAAAUAACGUAUUAAUAUAGUUUUAUAAUUGGUGGUGUUACACAAAUCUGUGGGUGUGAAGCAGAAGAUUGCCCAAGAUGGCAGCAAACAACUUUCCGCAUCAGCGGUGAAUAAUGACGACUUUCAGACCUUGUUGAAUUAAAUUAACAUAAAAUCAGAUUGACUUAUGCAUCACAAUAAUGACAACAAGUUGACUAAGUCCACUAAGUCGAACAAAUUACGUGAGCAAUGCAUAAUAGAUAGCGAACUUUUAUUCAGCGGGGCCGGACGUUCAUUUUGAUAAUUUUAAGUGUUAUUUCACUUUUUAUCAAUUUAUCAUAAACAAAGUCUUUCAGUUUUCAGGAAAGUUACGUUCUUCCAAAUAAGAUAAUCACGACAGUUUUUUAAAUCCACAAUCACCAUGGACGAAAUAAAUAAAAUUUUAAUGGGAUCUGCAGAAAUUAUAAAAGAUCGAUUUUAUUUUAAAACAGUUCCAGACAAACUUAGAAAUACACCAAGUAUUCAUUGCUUUAAUAUAGACGAGGAAUUCGUCUAUGAAAAAUUUUAUGCGGACUUUGGUCCCUUGAAUUUAGCCAUGUUGUACCAGUAUUGUGAGAAAUUGAACGGAAAACUGAAAUCUGCUUCUUUUAGAAAGAAAAAAAUUGUUCAUUACACAUCAACGGACCCGGAAAAAAGAGUGAAUGCUGCUUUUCUCGUUGGAAGUUAUGCAGUGAUUUAUUUAAAGCGCACAGCCAAUGAAGCUUAUGAACUUCUUACGAAUAAUCAAGAUUUUCAGCCAUUUGAAAUGUUUCGUGAUGCGUCAUUGCGAGAGCCUUGUUAUAGAAUAACAUUAAAAGCAUGCCUCAGUGCUGUUUAUAAGUGCCAUCAACUUGGUUUCUUCAAUUUCGAUGAUUUCAAUCUUGAAGAAUAUGAACAUUUGGAGAAAGUUGAAAACGGUGAUUUAAACUGGAUUGUACCUGGAAAAUUUAUAGCCUUCUGCGGACCUCAUGCCACAUGCAAAAUUGAAAACGGAUAUCUUUUACAUGCACCGGAAUCGUAUUUCAAUUAUUUUGAAAGUCACAAUGUAUCGACAAUUGUGCGAUUAAAUAAGAAAAGAUAUGAUGCGGCAAGUUUUAUCGAAGCUGGUUUCGAUCAUAAGGAAUUAUUUUUCGUCGAUGGUUCACCGCCGACAGUUGAUAUUGUUCGGCAAUUUUUGAAAAUAUCUGAGAAGGCACGUGGCGCUGUUGCAAUACAUUGUAAAGCUGGCCUAGGAAGAACAGGAACACUAAUUGGCUGUUAUAUUAUGAAGCACUAUCACUUAACAGCACACGAGACGAUUGCUUGGAUACGAAUUUGUAGGCCUGGCUCGGUUAUUGGCCCUCAACAACAAUGGCUAGAAGAAAAAGAAACGUAUUUACAUUCAUUGUGUAAGGAACCACUACGACCGAAAAAUGGAAAUCCCGUUCAUGAAUUUGGAAUUUACUCGAGAUUGGUAAAAGCACCGCAGGAUAAUAUAAGUGGAAUAAUCCAUCGUGUUGAUGCAAUGAAUCUAGAGGAACCUACAGCUAUCGCGAGUACAAGUGGUCCCAGAUUGUCCUAUUUGACUCAAGGUGACAAACUCAAUCAAAUCAAAGCAAGACGCACUGUUCGCGCUGGAAAUUGUGCUCCUGUUAAUAAUUCAACCCGAUCAACACGUGUCGUACAGCCUUACAUGGGACUUCUACUUCACAGCAGGGGUAUAUUUCGACCUGAAAAAAGAACAAGUCGGAUUGUGGAAUACAGCAAUUAUCGCCAAGAAAUUCUCAAACCAACCGCACAGAUUCACAACAACAACAACAAUACCACCGCGAAUCAUCCUGUCGCAAAUUCAAUAUCAAAACCAGUGACGAGAAAGAGUCCAAAAGCUGAAAUGCAGUCGACUAUUUCCUCGACGAAUCAUUCUGUUCAACUUUCGUCAAACAAGAAUCAUUUGGAUGAACGCAUUGCACGUCAUCAUUCACUGCGACAAAAUGGCGGUUUGGUGAAUAUGAGCAGUGAAAAUCCACCUCAACGAAUUAGAACCAAACCUACCACACAAUUUCAUGAAAGAACUACAACAAAAGUAAUUCCUGUAAUAAAAUCUGCUUCCACAACGAAACCAGUGACAAGAAGUUGUGUGAGGACAUUGAGAGUUGAUGAAAGCAACGUUGUUCCAGCCUCACCAACAGCAAUUCCAUUAAACGAACGUAAUCUCCGAUCUUCUGAUCGAAUUAGCCGAUAUUAUUCUCUCAAGCAUACGCGCACUACAAAAAGUUACAAAAAAGCAUUUAUCAGAUGACUAACCGAUAUUCUCAGUGGCGUUGAAGAGGGCACACAACUUACACCUCGACAAUCUCGCCAGCGUCGAAGAUCUCAUCGCUUCAACCCCAUCAUUCAAUAAAGUAACACAAUCAUCAUCGGAAUCCACAAUUUUUCAAGAAAGAAAAAAAGAAAAUCAUUUUCUUUUAAAUAUAUUUUUGCACACUCGUCAUAGUUAAAAUGACAUAAUUAUGGUUUCUAGGAUUCUGGAAAAAUUUUACCACUUCAUUUUUUGUGGAAAUAUUAAAAGCAAAAAAGAAAAAUGUGUCUGUAGUUUUAAAACUGUAACGAUCACUUUCUACCAUGAUUUUUAUUAGGCAGAUA